Molecule: messenger RNA, 2043 nt
Organism: Parastagonospora nodorum SN15
Lineage: Eukaryota; Fungi; Ascomycota; Dothideomycetes; Pleosporales; Phaeosphaeriaceae
Exons: 3
Coding region: 1-2043 (680 amino acids)
Biological process (GO): transmembrane transport
Cellular component (GO): fungal-type vacuole membrane
Molecular function (GO): transmembrane transporter activity
Source: RefSeq, a predicted model, not a curated record
AUGCCUCCACGCAUCCUCUCGCGCACCGCAGAUUUCCUGGGCAUAACAUCGCUAAACUCCAUCGGCCGGGAUGCCUACAUCAUCAUCACCCUACGCUCGCUGCGCAUGUUUACAGCCGGAAUCCCCAGCCUGAUCCUCGCGCUCUUCUUCGCGAGCUUGAAAUUCCCGGACACGCGGAUUGGGAUAUUCAUGACGCUGACGCUGCUGGGCGAUGUCAUGCUAUCCCUGCUCCUCACCCUUGUAGCUGACAAACUGGGCCGGAGGAGGAUAUUGUUCAUGGGCAGCGUUAUGAUGGCGGGCAGCGGCGUGGUGUUUGCGCUGUCGGAGAGUUUCUGGGUGUUGUUGGUUGCGGCGGUGUUUGGGAUUAUUAGUGUUACCGGCGCGGAUUGUGGGCCGUUUAGGGCGGUAGAGGAGAGUAUUUUGAGUGGGUUGACGGAUGGGAAGACGAGGAGUGAUGUGCUGUCGUGGUAUGUGACGGCGACGACGAUGGCGGGGGCGGUGGGUGCGGAAGUUGCUGGGCGGACUGUGCAGGCGUUGGAGAAGAAGAGUGGGAAUACGACGAAGGCAUUUCAUGCGUUGUUUUGGGCGUAUGCUGCUUUUGGAGUGCUUGGAGCUGUACUGUGCUUGGGUUUGAGUGAGAGAUGUGAGGCUGCUGGUGAGAAGAGGGAGAUGGCUGAGCGAGGGCGUAGUGAUGAAGAGGAGGAAGUGUUGCUGGAUGCCAUGACACCUAGCACCACCGAUGGCUUUGAGGAAGCUGGACACCGCAGCGCAAGCCCAGCUCAACCACCAAGAAAGCAGAGUUACUUCAGCCAAAUCUCGCAGUCGACACGCUCCAUCAUGUACAAGCUCUGGAUCCUUCUCGCGAUCGACUCCUUAGCCGACGGAAUGACACCCUACUCCCUCAUGAACUACUACGUUGAUCAAAAGUUCCACCUGUCCAAGGCUACGCUCGGAGACAUAACUUCAGCAUCCCAAUUCCUUUGCGCUUUCAGUGCCGUGUUCGCCGGACCACUCGCCAAGCGUAUCGGCUUGAUCAAUACCAUGGUCUUCACACAUCUUCCCUCUUCGAUCGCCAGCGCCUUCAUCCCAUUACCAAGCAGCGUUGGCUGGACAAUUGGCCUCAUGCUCUUCCGCGCCUCUCUCAACAGUAUGGACCAAGCCCCUCGCACCGCCUUCAUCGCUGCAGUUGUGAAGUCUGAGGAGCGUACAGGCGUCAUGGGUAUCACGAGCAUGCUGCGUACCCUCGCUAUGAGUGCCGGGCCAUCCAUCACCGGAUUGCUUUCCGGAAACGGUACAUUCUGGGUCGCUUUCCUUGCUUCGGGUAUAUGCAGAGUCACGUACGAUCUCGGAUUGUGGGUUCUGUUUGUCAACGUCAAAGUGGACAAGGAUGCUGGAAGAGAGGAGGAGAUUGAGAGUGCGGACGAUGAAGCUUGGAAUGGGUUAUUGAGCGAUACUGAAAGCGAGGAGAGCGAGGAUGAUAGAAAGAGUAAGGACGUCGAACAGGGUCAGAGGAAUAAGACCCUGUUGCGUGCGAGAGCACCAUUACUCGUAGUCCUCCAAGAGCUCAAUUACCACUUCCAUGUCCCGACCGGCCAGCUUAUCGACCAUGUUUUUGAAACCUGCUCUAGAUGUGGCAAGCUUAUUAGUGGUAUCUACGAACAAAGUGAACCUCUGGACGUUUGGCAAGCGAUCAAGAGGAGCGUUUACGAUGCGCGCACAAUCGACAUGGCAAUGGGUACACCACCAGUACUUGAUGGCUUUGAGCUGUGGCUCCUUCAGCUUUUCGAACAGAGGCUGUUUUCGAUUCCACCCGCCCAUUACGUUCGCUCCCCCAAAGUCAUUGAGACCGAAGAACAUGAGCGCAGAUUCGGAGUAGGUCUGCCGACAGGUCUUGGUUAUGCUGAGGAGGUUUUCGACUUGCCCUUUCUUGUUGUCUGUUCCGACAAAAGGCUUUGGCGAACUGUCGAGACACACUCGAUGGCCUUGAAGAACGUAGGCGUAAAUGGCAUUCCGGAUCUCUGCUGGAAGGCGAAGGAGCGGUGA